This is a messenger RNA of Hydra vulgaris (swiftwater hydra), 840 nucleotides long. RefSeq lists its product as uncharacterized. NCBI's taxonomy places the organism in Eukaryota, Metazoa, Cnidaria, Hydrozoa, Anthoathecata, Hydridae. The record is from RefSeq and is a predicted model, not a curated record.
AUGACAGGCAACCAUGUUGAUCGUGCUAUGAAUCAAAAUUUCUUCAAGCAUAUUCGAAGUUAUAAUGCCUGUUUAUCUUUUGCUUCAUUCACAGCAAGAAUAGCUCCUCCGUCUGAUCAUGGGCCACCCUGUUUUAGGAUUUGCGGACAAAUUGUGCAUCGUGUUGGUAAUCUGAGACCUGAUCAAAAUGUUCUGCCUGCAUAUUGUCAGUUAAAUGUUUAUGAUCCUAAUACUGCUUUAAAUUUUCGAAUGGAGCAAAAUGAUUGUUGCAUACGUGAGUUGAUGGAAUUUUUGCAGACUAUAAUUAGUCAAGAGAACCCAUUUGCUCUUGCAUUUAAAAACAUGGCUGAAAUUGAAGAUGAAGAAGUACGUCAAGCAGCUUUAGAAGGUCGACCAACUUCGAUUGUUAAAAUGUCAUUGCUUGAAGGUGGUGAUAGACGUCGAUACAAUCUUCCUUCACAUGAGGAAAUUGCCAUUGUUUUUGUUGGGGAUGAUGGUGCUCCACCUCCAUCUAGGGAAGUAGUUAUAUACCCUCGAGGUCAGGCCUUAAAAACAAUUUCAAGUAUGUCUGCAAAUCUAGAUCCAAUGAUAUAUCCAAUAUUUUUUCCAAGAGGUGAUGCUGGAUGGCAUGAGCAACUAGAGCAUCAUCCUGACCGAGCUACACGUGUUAAAAAUCGGGUUACUUUGUCUCAGUACUACAAUUACAGGCUUUCUGUUAGAGAAACCUUUAAUCCUAUAUUUUAUGGUAAGAAGCUUUUUCAACAGUAUGCUGUUGAUGCAUAUGUCAAGAUUGAAGGUCAGCGCCUUGCUUUUAUUAGAAAUAACCAAAACAGACUUUGA